This is a messenger RNA of Dunckerocampus dactyliophorus (ringed pipefish), 1198 nucleotides long. It is a transcript of the gene trmt61a, whose product is annotated as tRNA methyltransferase 61A. NCBI's taxonomy places the organism in Eukaryota, Metazoa, Chordata, Actinopteri, Syngnathiformes, Syngnathidae. The transcript has 4 exons. Gene Ontology annotation, cellular component: tRNA (m1A) methyltransferase complex; nucleus. Gene Ontology annotation, biological process: tRNA methylation. The record is from RefSeq and is a predicted model, not a curated record. The coding region runs from base 154 to 1038 and encodes 294 amino acids.
CUUUGCCCGACUUCCUGUGAAAACAAGCACAUGUGGCGACUCAAUGGGUGUGCUUCUGCAUGCACAGAAGUGGCGCUAAAGUAGUGUUUUUGUUGCUAAUUGUUGUUUGCGGAGACAUUAAACGAGCACUGUUGUGUACACGAGUGGUCCAUCAUGAGUUUCGUGGAGUACUCUGACAUCAUCCAGGACGGCGACGUGGCCAUCGUGUACCUGGGCCACGACUCCAUGACGCCCAUCAAGGUGCAGCAUGGUGCCCAGACGCAGACACGCUACGGCGCCAUUCGCCACUCCACGGACCUGAUAGGCCAGCGCUACGGGUUGAAGGUCACGUGCACCAAAGGCGGUUGGGUCCACGUGCUCCACCCGACGCCCGAGCUGUGGACCGUCACGCUGCCACACCGCACGCAGAUCCUCUACACUACUGAUAUCGCCGCCAUCACCAUGAUGCUGGAGCUCAAGCCCGGCUCGGUCGUGUGUGAGUCAGGCACGGGCAGCGGCUCGCUCUCCCACGCCAUCCUGCGUACCGUGGCGCCAACAGGCUACCUGCACACGGUAGAGUUCCACCAGCAGCGCGCCGAGAAGGUGGCAGAGGAGUUCCGGGAGCACCGCGUGGACCACCUGGUCACCGUGCGCAACCAGGACGUGUGCAAGGACGGCUUCGGCGUGACCGGUGUUGCUGAUGCCGUCUUCCUGGACAUCCCCAGCCCCUGGGAGGCGGUGGGCCACGCCAAGGCAGCCAUGAAGAAGCACGGAGGCCGCGUGUGCUCCUUCUCGCCAUGCAUCGAGCAGGUCCAGAGGACGUGCGAGGCGCUGGUGAAGCACGGCUUCCAGGAGAUCAGCACCAUGGAGGUCCUGCUGAGGACCCACGACGUACGCACUGUCUCGCUGCCGAUGCCUGACUUUGGUCCCCACGACACCGCCCAAGAGAAGGAGACCCCUCCCAAUCAGACCGUCUUCAUGCUGAAGACCACCACACCGCCCCGGGAGAUCCCCGGUCACACGGGGUACUUGACCUUUGCCACCAAACCUAGAACCUAGAGUCUGGAAGGGGGCGUGGCUUGUGGCGAUCACAUCAAAACUGCUAAUUUGUUUUUUUAUUUGUUGCUUGCAUCAAGCAAACAUCCAAUUAGAACAUAUUUGAGUUUUAUGAAUCAGGAAGUUUUGUGUUCACAUCAAAACAAUAAACUGAAGUUUUUCA